Molecule: messenger RNA, 1609 nt
Organism: Syngnathus acus (greater pipefish)
Lineage: Eukaryota; Metazoa; Chordata; Actinopteri; Syngnathiformes; Syngnathidae
Gene: tmem220
Product: transmembrane protein 220
Exons: 6
Coding region: 725-1348 (207 amino acids)
Source: RefSeq, a predicted model, not a curated record
UGUUUACACUGGUGUAUUUUUUUUUAAUUUGACCUCUUUUACAUAUUUUGAUUUCUCCUUAUUUUGUUUAAUUGUCAGUGACAUGUGCGCGCCCUCGCGCACUCACAAACUCGGUAUUAGGUCUACAAAAUGUUUUUUUUUUAAGUGACUGUUUUUUGCUUUCCUUUUAAACCAAUAACAAGUAUUGAUAUUCAUUUUAUUUAUAUUUGUGUACUGCACGUUUUAUGAUCAGUUUACUUUUGUGAGUAGUUUAUAUUUAUGACAACUCUACGCCCACACACGCCAUUUAACCAAACAAUUCCGGAAGCGAGGCUAAAAACACGCAUGUCUUUUAAGAGUUUGUUUACGCGGACUUUAGUUGAUUGACACUUGCCAUGUCAACGCCCCCGCGAAAGCAGCCAAUCACAUACACGCUAGCCAAAAGAAACCCGGAAGUGAAGCUAAAAAUAAACUUUGCACUUUAGACCAAGGCCUCGCUUUCUUUCUAGCAAACAUCACUUGAGCACGGGAGGUUAAUUAGUUAUCAAUUAUAAUAAUUUGCUUUCACGUCUUUAUUUUGUAGAUGUAAUAAUUCAACCAUCACAAGUCUCUCCGUUCAAACUUGAUGAAUUAAUCCAUGACGACGCCGUUGCCGUGAUUGUGAGAAAAUAACUUUAUUUUGUUGCUUUAUCUUUAAAUCCAAAUAGUGCAAACGAGGUGCUAGCGAUAAAUUAACCAAACGAAAAUGGACGGCAGUGAAAAGGCAAAUUACAGUCAGAUCCCAACCGGGGAUUCGGCGGGGACGCUCGAAAAAGGGCGCGUCGACGUCUCGUGCGGGCGGCGCGAGACGAGGAUGGCGCUCCAAGUCAACGCGUACACGGCGACUACUUGGAUGCUUGUUAUCUGGCGAGCGUGCAAUGGGAUGAUGUCUUUAUUCUUUGGCUUAGCGACGUUCGUACAGAUCAACGACCCGGAUGCCGCCUUGUGGAUGUUCGGUUACGGCGUUCCUUCCAUCCUCUGUGCGCUCAUUGGGCUCAAACCCCACGUGACGGAGAUUUUAGCUUGGAGACGUGUGGCUGACUUGCAUAUGAUGCUGUGCACCGGGAUGCUCCUGAUCAUCGGAUGGAAACUUAACGGCCAGAACACGACAGGCGUCUUCCAGGAAGAGGAGGCCAGAGAAUUUGGUGGUGUGGUAUUGACAGUUUUGUGGCUAAUGCUGUGUCGUCACUCCGGAAGGUCGGCAGUGGGUAAGCUCAGAGUGUCGGCCGCCGUCCUUGUCACUCUUUUUCCAUUUGCGUGCUGGUUUUACUUCCACAUCCACGAAGAGCUGCGUGCUAACUGGCCGGCGCACUGCAAAACUGCACUUUAAUAACAACAAAAGGACAUUUCAUUUGCAAUAUGACUGAAAACUAUGGAACAAUAACACUUUGAUGACUCAAUGAAUGUUGUUUUGAUGAUGUGUAAUUUCAUGUUAUUUAAUUUUAUUAAAACUAUUUGUGAGAAAACUAUGGCGUAAUAACAGUUUGAUGAAUCAAUGUAUGUUGUUUUGAUCAUCUGUAAUUUCAUCUUGUUUAAUUUUAUUAAAACUAUUUGUGAGAAUCAAUAAGAUACAAAUAGUUUGUUACUGUAA